GUAACCCAGUGAGGAGACGUGUAGUAUCGCGUGAGAAGUCAUGUCACUUAUUAAUUAUUACAUUUUUCUGGGACUAAUUAUUGCCUCAGGUAAAAAGGAAAAUAUGGUCGUCAAUGAGUAACUCUAUGCAGCAAAUAUUUGAAUUAGUACUGUACGUGCAAUGUCAGUAGAAAAGAAAAUAUUUAAAUUUGCUAAUUAAUAUAUUAAGUAAUUCACACAUAGUGAAAUUCGAAUCAACAAAACCAGCUUUUCAAUGACUUGGAAACUAUGAUAAAGUCAGUCUUCAAGCUCGUUCGCGAGCCAGCUGUUUUUAAUUUGUAUACGAGAGAAAAUCCAUUUGGCGAGGAACAAUUGUUUUUACACAAUACGGAAGUUUUAUACGCGUCGCACUUCAAUGAAAGUCGACCGACGAAGUUUAUCAUACACGGAUUUAGCGAUACAGGAAGCGAAGCGUGGGUGCGCAAUUUAAUUGAUGCAUAUCUACUACAUGAGGAUGUGAACGUGAUAGUGGUUGGAUGGGGCCCAUUGGCUGCAGAAUUAUAUCCGAUAGCAGCAAACAAUACGCAACGUGUUGGUGAAUUUGUAGGAAGUUUCCUUGAGUUCUUGAACAGGGAAUCAAAUUUGGAAUAUAAGGAUGUGCAUAUUAGCGGUCAUAGUUUAGGCUCUCAUGUAGCAGGCUUCGCUGGCGCAUAUUUAGAAGGCCGUAUAGGCCGAAUAACAGGCUUAGAUCCAGCGAGUCCUCUUUUCGAAACGAUAUCCGGUAUCGUCGACCCAGACUUUCGGUUGGAUCCAACCGACGCUCAAUUUGUAGAUAUUAUCCAUACAAGUGGACCCGCGUUUGGUUUUCUGGCGCCACUCGGCCAUGCUGACUUUUACCCUAAUAAUGGGAAAUUUCCACAACCAGGAUGUUCCUUUUGGCCAACAACAACAUACUGUAGUCACUCUCGUGCGCAUCAAUUCAUGACUGAAAGUAUUGGGAGCACGUCCGGUUUCAAGGCAAGAGCUUGCGAAAAUUGGAAGAAAUACAAGGAAGGCCGCUGUGAUUAUAAUCCCGUAGUUCUUAUGGGAGAAUAUGCAUCUACGUCUUUACGUGGUAAAUUCUACUUGACAACCAACGAUGCUCCGCCAUUUGCAGUUUAGUCAAACUAGUCACACCGGAUGAGUUUGAGUAACCCGACAAAAAGUGAUCGUGUUUUGCGACGUAAAUUUUCGUGCUAGUCAUUUUCUGUAAACUUUAUUUAUGCGACGAUAUCCUCGUAAUUGUAUCUUUCAUCUGAUAUUAAACGAAUAUACACACUAA
Cephus cinctus (wheat stem sawfly) is the source of this 1300-nucleotide messenger RNA. RefSeq names its product pancreatic triacylglycerol lipase. Gene Ontology annotation, molecular function: lipase activity. The transcript has 7 exons. The record is from RefSeq and is a predicted model, not a curated record. The coding region runs from base 268 to 1140 and encodes 290 amino acids. Gene Ontology annotation, biological process: lipid metabolic process. Lineage: Eukaryota; Metazoa; Arthropoda; Insecta; Hymenoptera; Cephidae.